This is a messenger RNA of Didymosphaeria variabile, 861 nucleotides long. RefSeq names its product diphthine synthase (gene DPH5). Gene Ontology annotation, biological process: protein histidyl modification to diphthamide. The record is from RefSeq and is a predicted model, not a curated record. The coding region runs from base 1 to 861 and encodes 286 amino acids. The transcript is spliced from 3 exons. Gene Ontology annotation, molecular function: diphthine synthase activity. Lineage: Eukaryota; Fungi; Ascomycota; Dothideomycetes; Pleosporales; Didymosphaeriaceae.
AUGCUGUACCUCGUGGGCCUCGGUCUUGCCGACGAGAAGGAUAUCACGGUCAAGGGCCUCGAGGUUGUCAAGAAGGCGGAGCGUGUCUAUCUCGAGGCCUACACGGCCAUCCUGCUCGUCGAGAAGGAUGCGCUGGAAGCCUUUUAUGGCCGCGAAGUCAUCGUAGCCGACCGCGAGAUGGUCGAGUCUUCCAGCGACGACAUCCUCAAAGAUGCAAACAAGGUCGACGUCGCAUUCCUCGUGGUGGGCGACCCGUUCGGAGCAACAACACACACUGACCUCGUCCUCCGCGCCCGCGAACUCUCCAUCCCCACGCGCUCCAUCCCGAAUGCCAGUAUCCUCACCUCCAUCGGCGCAACCGGCCUCCAGCUCUACAACUUUGGCCAGACCGUAUCCAUGGUCUUCUUCCUGGAGAACUGGAAGCCUGCCUCCUUUUACGACCGCAUCCGCGAAAACACCUCCAUUGGUCUGCACACCCUCGUCCUGCUCGACAUCAAGGUCAAGGAGCAGUCACUCGAGAAUAUGGCCCGCGGUCGCAAGAUCUACGAACCCCCGCGGUACAUGACGGUUGCCCAGUGCGCACAGCAGAUGCUGGAGAUCGAAGAGGACGUCAAGAAGGAGGGCGUCUAUUCGAAAGAGAGUUUGGCCGUGGGCGUUGCGAGGGUUGGAGCAGAGGAUCAAAAGAUUGUGGCGGGCACGUUGGGAGAGUUGUGUGAUGCUGAUCUAGGGAAGCCGUUGCAUAGUCUGGUCUUGCUUGGGCGGAGGACGCACGACCUGGAGAGGGAUUUUCUGGAGGAGUUUGCCAUGAACAAGGAGACGUUUGGGCAGGUGUGGAAGAGGGACUACGAGGGGAAGGCAUGA